Messenger RNA from Medicago truncatula (barrel medic), 1876 nucleotides. Its product is annotated as E3 ubiquitin-protein ligase At4g11680. The record is from RefSeq and is a predicted model, not a curated record. The transcript has 4 exons. The coding region runs from base 530 to 1531 and encodes 333 amino acids. Lineage: Eukaryota; Viridiplantae; Streptophyta; Magnoliopsida; Fabales; Fabaceae.
CGUUGGUAUUAAUUUUCUCAAAGAAAAAAAAAGUUGUGAAAUAGAAGUUUGAAUUCUGAAUAGCUUUUUGAGCUACUCUUACUUAUAAUAGAAAAUAUAGUUAUUGAUGAAGUUGGCGAACGGUUAGCUUCCCUCCAAACAAACCUUGUGAGAGUCUCUUAUAAUCAAAGCAAAGUUCAGUAGUCAGAUUCUUGGUCACCCUCUUGACUCUCUAACUUUACCUUCUUGACAUACCCUUCAUACCUUCUCUUCUUUCCCUUCAUAUAUAUACAUAUAUUUGCUUCAUAUUCAACAAACUUGAACCCUUGGUUUGUCACACAAGUUUGAUUAUUUAUUGGCAUGUUUUUGAGCUUGUGACAUAUCUUCUUUAUUGAGGUGCUAUUGAAUUAUUUCUCAUGUGCCUUGUAACAUAAGGACCUAAAGAAGACUUGAUAUGAGGAUAUGAUUAUAUGAAUAUAUAGAAGCAAAAGGGUCUCUUCAAAUUUUGAUAAAGUUGUAAACUUUAUUUUCAAUUUCAAAUUCAAGCAACAUGGUUUCAUUUUCAUCAAACUAUGCAAUAGGAGAAAAUAGCAUGGCUAGUAGUGUUCAAACCAUGCCUCAACCAACUACCUUAUCUCAAGAUCAACCUUCAUUUUUGACUAGAAUGGCUAUGAGAAUAUCAAGAUCAAGAUGUUUCAAUUUUUUGAGAAGAGUGUUUCAUUACCAAAAUGGACCAAGAUCUGAUCUUGGUUCUAACCCUUUUAAUUCUAGUACUUGGAUGAUGUGUGAGUUGAUUGCUUUGUUGAUUCAGAUAACAAGUUCAACAUUUACUUUGGCAAUUUCAAAGAGUGAGAAACCUGUUUGGCCUAUGAGGGUGUGGAUAGUUGGUUAUGAUAUUGGAUGUGUUCUUAAUUUGUUGUUACUUUAUGGAAGAUAUCAUCAAAUUAAUGGGACUAAUGGAGAUGCUCUUGGCCUUUCUGAUUUGGAACAGCAAACAAACAAUGAAGAAAACAGUGUAUACAGGAGCACACAUUUGAUGAGCAAAUGCAGAAGUUCACUAGAGCUUUUCUUUGCAAUAUGGUUUGUGAUGGGAAAUGUUUGGUCUUUUGACUCACGUUUUGGAACAUUACAACAAGCUCCAAAACUCCAAGUUCUCUGCAUCAUUCUUCUUGUUUGGAAUGCAAUUUGCUACUCUUUCCCUUUUCUACUGUUUUUGUUGCUUUGUUGUGUUGUGCCACUCAUUAGCACCCUCCUUGGUUACAACAUGAACAUUGGCUCCUCUUCUAAAGGUGCAUCUGAUGAUCAAAUCUCACAACUUCCAUCUUGGAGAUUUAAAGUGGCUCAUACCAAAGUAGAUGUUAACAAUGAUUCUCAAUGCAGUGAAAGAUUGAUCGCCGAUGAGCCGGAAUGUUGCAUAUGCUUGGCCAAAUACAAAGACAAAGAAGAAGUUAGGCAAUUACCUUGUUCCCAUAUGUUCCAUCUAAAAUGUGUUGAUCAAUGGCUAAGAAUUAUAUCAUGCUGCCCUCUUUGUAAACAAGGACUUCAAAGGUAGCAAUAAGAAAAGUCAACACAACAACCAACAUCAUUUAAUUAAUCUUAUAUGAUACAUCAUACAUGCAUAAUAUAUACUCCCAAAGAUUUUUCCCCACUUUGGUUACAUGAGUGAGUUUGUACAUGUACAGAAAUAGUUCACCGGUAACCAAAAUUUUACAUUAAAAUGCUUUCUUCUUUUCCAGUAAAAUUGAUGUACACUUUUUAUUUUCUUGUAAUUCAAUAUUGUGAGGUUGUCCAUUAAGUGUAUCCUUUAGUGUUAAGAUUGGCAUUGCAACCUUAAGGAAUAUAAUUCAAAUUCCUCCUGAUACAAUUAUAAAGCAGUUAUUCCUGUCAUUUUAGUUAA